Seminavis robusta is the source of this 1482-nucleotide messenger RNA. NCBI's taxonomy places the organism in Eukaryota, Bacillariophyta, Bacillariophyceae, Naviculales, Naviculaceae. The record is from the annotation of a GenBank genome assembly.
CUUUUUGCUUCUUUCGAGUGAGCUUGAUGUUGUCACCACAUCUAUCUCAUUCAUCACUCAACUGUCCUUGUACAAUUGUGUUGUGUGGACCAUGAUGAUGAAAUUGUCUCUGGUUCUGCUGGCCCUUUCGGCUGUUUCAUACAGCACUGCCUUUUUGGUUCCUCCUGCUGCGCGUCACCAUGAGACCGUGUUGAAGAAUGGCAUGGACGCCUAUGAUGCCCAAAUGAGGGCUUUGGCGGCAGGUCAACCCAUUGCCGUCGGAGGCAAUACGGCACCCGCCACGGCACCAGCUCCAGCUCCUGCGCAACCAGCCAUGCAAGCAUCUACUUCUGCUGCAUCUGCUGGUGAUCCCAUUGCCACUCUGGAGGCAUCUCAAAAGGCCACUGUCGACGCCAUUGCCGCGGCCAUUCCCGACUUGGUAGCCAAACCGGAUCUUUCCUUUACUGGAGAAACCAUUGCCGGAUCUGCGGCCGCUCUGGAUGGACGAGAUGCCGUGGGAAAUUCCAACGUCGCAUGGUUGGCAUCCCUCACCGUCGCGAACAAGGAAUCCUCCUUGACCAUUUUCAAUGGUCCUCUCACCAAUGUCCCACAUUUGCUCUCGCGAUGCUGUCUGGUGGGGGGCGACGCAAUGCAAUUCGUCUUGGACUUUCGACCACGAGCGUAUGGAGCCUACGAAAUGAAAGAUGCCCAAGGAAACUAUCCCGGUCCGGAAGAAUUGGGACGGCAAGCCUUUGAAUAUUCCGGCAAUCGCAUGGAAUUCUUUAACAAUUUUGGAACGGACGAAGUACAGGCAUUUUUGGAAUCGACCAAGGCAUCUUUCCAAGGUGCUGUGGAAGAUAUGUCCAAUCAGAAUAAUGAACUGGAUAUGCUGACCAAAGGACCGUUGGUUCUCGCAUUGACCAUGCCAGCGACCGAUGCCAAUGUUGCUGCCGUCGCGGCCGCACGAGAACAGGCCGCCAACUAUUGGUUGACGUGGGCAUUGGACGGGGCCUUUCAACACCGACCGGGAGCACCCGUCAAUACACAAUAUGUAUACGAUACCAAGUACAAGCAAAACUGUUAUGGAGCCUUGCUCCCUGUGUACUCGGCGUUGUAUGGUCCCGACGACGGGGCCAAAUUGACGGCGGCAGUUUCCGGUCCUUUGGACGAAGCCUAUGUGGGUGGUGGCAGUUAAUAAAAGAAAUAAAUUACCAGUAGCAGACUGCAUUGGAAAAGUAAUAUACAUAAUAUGAGAGAACUACUGGUGAACAAACAGGUUGACUGGUCCUUAUAAAAUACCUUUCCAUGGAAAGACAGGUCUGUUUUCGGUUCUUCCUAGAGACAUACCGGUAUGAAGAAAGUCCAGGAAUAUCCAUGCAUGCAGCUGGCUAUCUUCUACUCUCCGCUUUGUUUUCCCCUCUGUGGAUAUCUUCUCCCGUGGAUCAGUCAAGCUAGCGAAAUAAACGCACAGCCCGCAAGUUCCCAUUGAACAAGCACACCCCU